AUGGCCGGCGAGGCGGCGUCCGGCAGAGCCGGGCUGAUGGAGCCGGAGCCGGCGCCGGCGCUGGCGCUGGUACCCGUGACGGCGCGGAAGCCGCGCGGGCGCCCGCUGGGGUCGAAGAACAAGCCGAAGCCGCCGGUGGUGGUGACGCGCGAGAGCGAGGCGGCGAUGCGGCCUGUGGUGCUGGAGCUGGCGGCGGGCUGCGACGUGGUGUCCGAGGUGGCGGCGUUCGCCCGCCGCCGCCGCGUGGGCGUGUCCGUGCUCUGCGGCCGCGGCGCGGUCGCCGCCGUCACGCUGCGCCUGGCGGCGGGCACCGCGGCCGCGUCGGCCUCCGCGGUGACGCUGCACGGGCGGUUCGAGGUGCUGGCGCUGUCCGGGACCGUGCUGCCGUCGUGGUGCGACCCCGGGGCCGGCCACGGCCCCGCGCCGGCGUUCUCGGUGUCGCUGGCUGGGGUCGGUGGGCAGGUGAUCGGCGGGACCCUGGCUGGGGAGAUGACCGCGGCGGACGGGGUGGUCGUGGUGGCCGCCGUGUUCAGGACCGCCGAAGUGCACCGGCUGCCCGCUGCUGGCGCGGAGGACGGGGACGGGGACGGGGACGGCGGCGGUGGAAGGGAGGAGUGGAGGCAUCCGCAUUCGCAGCAGCAGCUGCAGGUGGCGGGCGACGUGGCGGGACUGGGUGGCUACGGCGGCGGCGGCGGCCACGUGGGCCAGCACGCGGAGCAGCUGGCUGAGAUAGGUCUGUGGGGCCAGCAGCCGACGCCCAGUCACGGACCGGUCCACCCUCUACACCGCUUCUAG
Molecule: messenger RNA, 795 nt
Organism: Miscanthus lutarioriparius
Lineage: Eukaryota; Viridiplantae; Streptophyta; Magnoliopsida; Poales; Poaceae
Source: the annotation of a GenBank genome assembly